Messenger RNA from Orbicella faveolata, 1993 nucleotides. RefSeq lists its product as uncharacterized. NCBI's taxonomy places the organism in Eukaryota, Metazoa, Cnidaria, Anthozoa, Scleractinia, Merulinidae. The record is from RefSeq and is a predicted model, not a curated record.
GAAUAAUAGAAUAUCAUACAUUUCAAAUGAACAAGACAAAUCUUUUGGAUUAAUUUGAGGGGGCACAGAAUAUCUCUAAUGUUUCAUCGGAAACAUAGGACAGAACAGAAUUUAUAAAGAGGGAACAAGAGAGAAAAUUUAAACUUCAAUUCAAUUCCAUUCAAUUUUAAGUUAAACUCUCGCAAACAUUAAUUUUACAGAGGUGUCAGAAAAAAAUAGACACAUAAAUGUAUACAAAUUACAUAUAGAAGAUGAUAAAUAGCAUUAAUGAAAUAAUUUACAAUUGUGAUUAAAAAAUAAAUUGUUAAAGACAGAAAGCAAAGAAAAUAAGGGAACUCAAGACAAAUAGUUUUAAUACAAGGUUGAUUGUGUGGAGUUUGCAACACCUAAAUAGUUUAUAGAACUAAUCGAGUAGGUGCCCCAAAGAUCCCCUGUGAGGCGAUCAUUAACACUGAGUACAUUUUCUUUACUUUUCCAAACGGUUACAGGACGAUCUAAUUCAAACCAAACUGGUUAUCUCGGUGAAACAGUAGAAAUGAGAUGCGAUGCUUUGGAAGGUAAAACAGUUCGUUGGAGAAAAAAUGGCGCUGUACUGCAUACGAAGACCGCUGGUAACGACGCAAGCCUGCUUAUCAGCAUUGCUCAGCAAACUGAUGAAGGAAUUUACACCUGCGAUAUUGUGAACAGCACAGGGGAGAUCCAGGCAUCAUACAAUAUCACGUUAAAAGUAGAAGAUCCAAAUUUCCUUUGCUACUUGUUCAAAGGCGAUUACAAAUCUGACAGCACAUGGAAACGCUGGAGUGUGUUGCACGUAAACUACCACGAAGGAAAAUGGUUCAGGGCUGAUAAAGGAGCUGCUAUGCCAAGUUCUUGUGUGUUGAAAGAAAGCUGUGGUGUUCAGGCUCCUGGUUGGUUGAACGGUCAAAUUCCGUCGCGUGAAGCUGGGAUCGUUCAAGGCCAAGUUUGUUUCAAUUAUCGUAAAGAUUGUUGUUAUUAUUCAUUACCAGUACAAGUUAAAAAGUGUUCUGACUUCUUUGUUUACAAGCUGAAGAAAGUUCACCCUAUGGUACCUGGGCAAUACUGCUUCACGACAAACACACUAGGUAGGUAUAAGAAGCAAUAUAUUAGUUAACAAACAGGUCUGUAAUGCUUGAGUAUCCAAUAUUUCCUCCGAGAACAACCCGUUUCGCUUGUUGAGUAACACCUUGUAAGUCAGUUAACUGAGAUUCCUUAGAAAUAUUUUCACCUAUCAGUUUUCAGUAAGAGAGGAUGAAAGGAGGCAGGCCUCAUUCCCAAAGUAAUCUCUCUCAAGUUAUUUUUAGACAUUUGUACCCAGUUUUAACGCGGAUCGUGUUAGCACGCUCAUUUUACUCACUUCUUAAGCCGCUUAGGCUGUCCAAGGCGUGAGCAAAAUUCGUGUCUCAGGAUUGGCUAUUUUUAGACACUUCUUGGAUUUCCGAAACCAGGACUGAACUAAAAAUAACUUGAGAGGCAAUGCAACCUUUAGAAUAAGGCCGAUAUAGGGGGCCAGUUCUUUUACUUCUUAUCCUCUCUUUCUCUCAGUAAUAACGACAUACGACAUACAAAUAUUUAGCACUUUUUUAAAAAUGCUAAAAAUUUAAAGUGCUAAAAUAACGACAAGCAAGCAUCCUAAAAACCGAAUGAGAAUUUUAAAAAAAGCAACAACAACAAUUAAGAAAAAAAUAGCGGCAAUAAUGCAGAAUGACUGUUUCGAUGGCUUUGUGACCAUCUAACAGCGAGUAACCAGUACAACGAUAUCUAUCAGAAGUAUGUGUACAUUUUGAGCUUUCGAAACACUGAGGGACAUCAUCUGUUAGUAAGGUCGGUUUGCUGGCUGGCCUGUUGCAUUGGCCAUAAUCGAUAAGCCGAUCGAAUCGAUAUACAUUGCUGGUUGAUGGUCGCUUAGAUUUCUUAGUUCGCGUCUUACCGUUUCCAACGAUUUGCAUUAUAACUAGUAUGGGUUGAAUCUGCU